Messenger RNA from Racocetra persica, 222 nucleotides. The record is from the annotation of a GenBank genome assembly. NCBI's taxonomy places the organism in Eukaryota, Fungi, Glomeromycota, Glomeromycetes, Diversisporales, Gigasporaceae.
ACAACACAGACAUCACCACAAAGCCUAUUUAACCCAAUAGAUAUUUUAGAAGCUUUAUUAUACCCUUUACCUCUAUCCUUAUCUAUAUCACUUCACAAUAGCCUAUCACAUGAAAUACAAGAAAUCUUUAUCUCUAAAAACAACAUACAAGAAUCAACACCAUACAUAUCUACUAACAAUCAAGAUAAUCUAGAUUUUCUUGAUAACCAUACUCUACCACAA